CAACCAGCAGGCGUCACCAGGAGCGACCGCAGGUGCUGGACAGUGGCAGCCGUUUCCAUGGCAACCCGGAUGCAUAUGCUUUCUCAGCCCAAACCCAAUCGACUGAGACAUCCGGACCGUCGUUCUGUUUACUGGCUGGAUGAGCUGCCUCGUGAGAGGACUGGAUCCACCACCAAAAUUGAGUUAACCCCUCGCUGGCUGGAGCUCUGUAGAAGUAAAAAGCUCUACUCUCCAGUAACUUACCUUUACCUCUUUCCAUGUCCUCUCUUGUUUAUGCUCUCCUUUCCCCUCUUCCGCUUCUCUUUCCUUUCUUCUCAUCUACACCCCACUCUGCCCGCCUCUUUUCCCCUUCCCAGACUUUCUCCCAUUUGGGAGGUGGGUGAAUGGGCUCUCAGAGCCGUUCCAUCCAAGCAGCUGUGUAACCUGGCUCAACCGCGGGUUCCUGCAGCUGGCUGGCAGCCAGACCGCACACUGCUGGCCCCUUUGAGCAGAGCGACACAGACGGCAGUCGCCACCUCACGGAUUUGCCAGCUUGCCCAGCCAAAGAGAAGGCAGGUUCGUGAGGACUCUGGUCACAAAUCAAAGCCUGUGCCCGUGAACCACUUGCCAUGCAAAGCAUCGGCACACUUGGAGCUUCUGUCCACCCCUAAGCAUGACCACCCCAAGUUUGAAGGAGAGCGCUCGGUGUGCUGGCCCGUCUCCCGAGCAGCCAGAAGCCACGUAGCCAGCCAGAGACUUCUUGAGCUGUCCGGUCCUAAAGAGAGGAAGGCUCUGUUGGAGGGAUAUGAUCCAUAUGUCGUUAGUCGGGCAGCACGCUCUGCCAGCCCCUCGCCCCGGAUACAACAACUCUGUUUGCCUCUGCCUCGCAAAUGUUGCUCAAAGUAGGAGGGAUGAUGUCAAAUGUCUGGUACCCAGGGAGGUGCUGAUUGUUCUCCUUUUUACUGGUCCAAGAGUUUUACUGUGACAAAGUUUUUUGUUCCAUGUAAAAUAAUGACAAAGGCCUAUUAUUUGCUGUUAUGUGAAUGUACAAAUGACAAAAAUCGUACAGCAGCACCCCACUGUUUAUGAUCUUCUUUACUUGCUACCCUGGUUUCACGUGACCUACUGAAAACUACAGUUUUCUCUUCUGCCCCACAAUGGCUAAGAGCAACCCUUCCGUUCUUUAGUGGCGUCUUGAAACAACAACUUGCUGGGACACUUUUUUAGAAGGAGGCUGAUGCUAAAUCAAGAUACGAAGCUGGUUAGAGUAGCGCUGGUUUUGAUACCAUCGACCAAAGGCUGGUGAUUGCCCUCACGAAUGCAUUACGCACGCCCGUGCGUGUACAAUGCAUUUUUAAUAGCUACCAUUGCCCUUAUGUGCGCCAUCAGUACUAAUGAACAAGACAACUUGCGUAAUUGCGGGAACGUCAUAGUUUGAUCAUGAAAUAAAACAAGCUGUUAGGGGGAUAUUGUGAACUGCAGCUAAAAUUGCUUUGAGACAUCCUGUAGCCACAUCCGUCACUUCUUAAUUGUUUUUCUUGAUUAUUGUUAACAUGAGGCAGGCAGCCAAUGAAUCUGUUAAAUCAUUACAGUUAAAAAUUAAAAUAUAAAUAACACACAUUUUAAAAGGUUGAAUGAAACAAGGGG
Messenger RNA from Xiphias gladius (swordfish), 1626 nucleotides. RefSeq names its product theg spermatid protein (gene spmap2). Gene Ontology annotation, biological process: spermatogenesis. The record is from RefSeq and is a predicted model, not a curated record. The transcript is spliced from 7 exons. The coding region runs from base 58 to 885 and encodes 275 amino acids. NCBI's taxonomy places the organism in Eukaryota, Metazoa, Chordata, Actinopteri, Istiophoriformes, Xiphiidae.